AUGGCCACUCCCUACAACCCCGGCGAGUCUUCGGGGCCUCCACGCAGGCCAGACAUCAAGCGGAAGCUCGUAGUCGUCGGUGACGGUGGCUGCGGGAAGACAUGUCUUCUCAUCGUGUACGCGGAGAAUCGUUUUCCAGAAGCGUACAUCCCCACCGUGUUCGAGAACUACGUCACGCUCGUCAACUUUGAUGGCAAGCUCGUCGAGCUCGCGCUCUGGGACACCGCCGGGCAGGAGGAGUACGACCGCCUGCGGCCACUCAGCUAUCCGGAGAGCAACGUGAUCCUCAUCGUCUUCUCCGUCGACUACCCCGUCAGCCUCGGGAACGUCCAGGACAAGUGGUUCCCCGAGGUCGCGCACUUCUGCGAAGACGUCCCGCGGAUCCUCGUCGCGACCAAGACCGACCUCCGACGCGACGAGCAGACGCGGCGGAUGCUGAGCGCGCAGGGCCAGCUGCCGGAGAUCGGGGCGCGCUACGUCGAGUGCUCGGCCAAGACGGGGGACAACGUCAAGGAGGUGUUCAACCUCGCGCUCAAGGAGAGCAUGAAGGGCAAGUGGGGGAAGAUGGUCAAGAAGCCACGGUGCGUCAUCACAUGA
Epithele typhae is the source of this 597-nucleotide messenger RNA. RefSeq names its product small GTPase superfamily. The transcript has 5 exons. Gene Ontology annotation, molecular function: GTPase activity; GTP binding. Bases 1 to 597 code for a protein of 198 amino acids. The record is from RefSeq and is a predicted model, not a curated record. Lineage: Eukaryota; Fungi; Basidiomycota; Agaricomycetes; Polyporales; Epitheliaceae. Gene Ontology annotation, biological process: small GTPase-mediated signal transduction.